This is a messenger RNA of Paramuricea clavata, 4089 nucleotides long. Lineage: Eukaryota; Metazoa; Cnidaria; Anthozoa; Malacalcyonacea; Plexauridae. The record is from the annotation of a GenBank genome assembly.
AUGCCAGAUCCCGAGUUGCAACGUUGGUUUACUAAAGCUGUUGAAUCAUAUAGAGUGCAUGCAGCUCCAAAAACGUCUCCACGAGAGAAAGCUGUUGCAGAUAAGGAAGAUGAAAAAUCAGUGAACGUGAUUGGAGAAGGUUACAAGUUACCGUUUAGGCACAUUCCAAAACCAAAUAUUUUAACUAAUAAUAAGUCUGCACAUAGUCAUAAAGACUUUGUAAAUGGAGCCAUUUCAGAACUGCCUCAAUCGGGUCGAAUUGUGCAAAUCACAAUUAGACUUCAUGUUGUUAAUCCUUUGUCUGUUUCGGUACAAGCCAAUGGUAAAAAAAGGUUAAUUCUUGAUUUGAGGUACGUCAGUAUGAGUCUCCAAAAAUGUCGAGUAAAGUAUGAUGACUGGAAUUAAAGUAGCUAUGGCAUAUUUUGAACAAGAUGCUUAUAUUUUUCGUUAGAUUUGGAAAGCGGUUACCACCAUGUAGAAAUUUUUGAAGGUCACCAAACGUACUUGGGUUUUGCAUGGAAGUGCCCGGUUUCGUUGCAUGAAACAUUUUAUGUUUUUACUGUUCUCCCGUUUGGUUUAUCAACUGCGCCCUAUAUAUUCACGAACCUUCUCAGAUCUCUAGAAAAUUAUUGGCGCUAUUUGAAUAUUAAUAUAGCAAUCUUUCUGGACGAUGGGUGGUCACUUGCUAAAGACCUACAAUUAUGUCGUACUAAUCCCAACACAGUAAAGCAAGAUUUACUUAGUGCCGGCUUUAUACCUAACGAUGAUAAAGCUAUCUGGGAACCCACCCAAAUGCUCGAUUGGUUGGGUUUCACUAUUGUGAGCAGACGCAUUGAGAAAAUAGGUCAUGGCCAUGGGACAAUGGGAUUUAGUCAAAAUUUGGGCUGGGAAAUGGGAAUACGACCCUCCCUUCAGGACCUUCAUACAAUUCAAUCUAUUAUAUAAUUAAAAUUUAUUGUUUCCGAGCGAGUACUUGCUUCGUUUACAGUGCAAAUAAUUUCUACAGGGGCUGCCGUAGGUAAUAUUGCUUGUAUUAUGACACGGUAUUGUUCCAUGUCUGUUGCUAGUGCUGCAAGUUGGGAUAGAAUAUUUCAAUUAGAUGAAUUUAGUAAACAUGAAAUAUUGUUUUGGAAAGAGAAUAUUGUAAAACUUAAUGGCCGGAAUUGUUUUCUCCACCGUGAACCGAAUUGUUUUGUUGUUUAUUCUGUUGCGAGUGAAACAUGCUGUGGCUCGGUCAUCACUCUAAAUUAAAGCCAGGUUUUUCAUAAAAUGUGGGAUGUAAAUGAACGUUGCAAAAUACUUGCGAUAGAUGAACCAGGCGGAAAUCGUAAUCUUAGGAUAAAUAUUAAUGCCCAGCAUAAAACACGUAAAAGAGCCAUAUAAAAUAUUUUAAAUUAUAUUUUUGUUAUGGCUCUUUUACGUGUUUUAUGCUGGGCAUUAAUAUUUAUCCUAAGAUAACGUUGCAAAAGUUCCACUUGGAGAGAGUUAGCAGCAAUUGAGUUUGCAAUAUGAUCAUUUGCCGAUAUACUUCCGCGCACCCAUGUUAAGUGGUAUACAGAUAUUCGAGCCGUUCCAACAAUAGUAGACGUAGGUAGUAUGAAAUUGGAAUUACAAUUGCUAUCAGUAUUUUUGAGCUCUGUAUUGAUCAAACUAUCAGCAUUGAUAUUCAAUGGGUACCGCGUGAUGCAAAUGUGCGAGCUGAUUUUAUAAGUCGUUUAAUUGAUCCAGAUGAUUGACAAAUUACAGACGCUUUGUUAAAACAGUUAGAAGUUGAUCGCUUUGCGAAUUAUUAUAAUUGCAAGUUAACACGGUAUUUUUCGCGAUUUUGGGACCCGGGUACAUCCGGUGUGGAAUUUUUCGUUCAAAAAUUACAGAAUGAGAAUUGUUUGGCUGUUCCACCAGUUUCUAUUGUAUCCAUCCAGAGCAUUGCAUUAUUUUAAGAGGCAGUCCGUGUAAAAACCGACCACUCGAAUUUCGUAAGAUUACAGAAUUCCUUCAUACUUUCUGUGUGGAAGAAGUCAUUCAUAAAAUGAACAAAAAUCGCUGACUUUGAAAUUGUAGUCAGUUUUAAAAAAUUUUUCGCAAUUAUUUUCGGACGCGUUCGAAAACAUGUUAAAAAGGUUAAUUACGCAAGUGAUAUUUGAGCUUUUUUAUAUCUCACUUUCAUCUCGCGCUUUUAUUCUAACUUCUUGAAACUUGUAUAUUUUAUUAUUUCCUACCUAGGCAUUAACCUACACUAAAGCAAACACAAAAUAUUGUGAAUUUUUAAAAAGGUCUUGCAACGGUAUCAGGUAUCCAAUCUAUUGCAGCUACUAUUAGUAAAUUGCAAUAUAUGAAUAAUUUAGACAUUGUCGUCGAUUCACAAAUCACAGAUUUUCACGUCUAGAUUUUGAUACAACGGCUGCAUUCCAAGCCGCAACAAGUACAUGCAACUUCAAACUGGGUUCAGCAGAACUCUUCCCAAACAUAAACUUCUAAGACUGUAAUAAAUUCAAAUACGAUUGAUCAUAUACCACGAAUUAUCUUUACUACCAUUUGUUUCAAGGAGUUUGUUUAAUUCGGCCGUGGUCGUCGCGGUGGCGUCCUAAAAUCGUACGGUCUCUAAUAACCCCUCUGGACGGACGUUUCCCCGAAACUUUACAUGAAGUACGCGUUUAGAGGAGACCCAGACAGUUUUAGCAAUUAGUUUCCAGACCUUCGUUGAUCAAGCGAGAAGUCAUCUUGCUGUACUAAAACGAUAUAGUAAAGGAGAAUCUCCGUUUGUGUCGUCUCUUAUUUAUGAACUGACUGAUAAGUUACCACAGGAGGAUGCAAAGGCCUGGCGGACAAAAGUUGGUGAAGGUCAAGUGAAGAUGACGCUAGAAGCAUUCAGCACAUGGUUGGGAGCCAGAGGAAAGUGUUACUGGAGUGAAUUGCCCCCACAAAAUACUCGAAGAAAAGAAAAUCGUAACAACCGAAAUCGUCCCAGAAGAUCUUUAUUUGGCCAAAUGCGUGAAAUGUGAUAGCAAGCAUAGGACGGAGAAUUGUACAAAGUUCAAAGAGUUGUCAACGGAAGACCGUUUCAACUUUGUAAAAAAGAAACGGUUCUGUUUCGGUUGCUUAGAAGAAUCUCAUAUUUCUCGAAAUUGUCCACAGACAAAGGAAUGCGGCAUCGGGAACUGCAAAAAGAAACAUCACCCGUUAUUACACCAAAAAGAGAAUGUGCGUUCAACCACCACCAAGACACCACAAUCUGGUGUAGCGUUUGGAAUUGUUGAAGUUGCCGUCGUAGGUGCUGGUGGAGUUCAGGUGAAAGGAAACCUUUUGUUUGAUGAUGGUUCUGACACUACGCAGGUAACAGAAUCUUUUGUUAGAAAGGUGCGAUUGCGGGGAAAGAAGACCACGCUGAACAUUUCGGGUGUUGGAGGAAAAGAAAACCUCCAUGUUAAAACACCAGAAGACAAUGCUGAAUACGUUAACCUCACAGCCUGGAGCCUUCCAAAGAUCUGUCAGCCAGUUGGAACAGUUCAAUGGCCUGAUAUCAAAAGAAAGUGGAAACACCUGGAAAAUGUUAACCUGAAAGCUGUUGGUGAUGAAAUUGAUAUCCUUAUCGGUCUUGAUCAUGCAGAUUUGUUGAUACCAUUGGAUGUAAAGAUGGGCAAACCGCAAGAACCCGUAGUCAAAAGAUGGAUGGCGGUUGGGCUGGUUGGCAAGCCUCGUGGUGACAUCCACAGCUAUCACGUUGCUAGAGCUGAGCCAGAACAACUCGAUGUUGCCUUUAAGCAGUGUUGGGAUAGCGAGUCGUUUGGGACUAAGACAACGAACUUGCCACACAAUUCCAAUGAUGAUCAACGAGCCUUGGAUAUACUGGAACACGAGACCAGGAAGUUGGAGACCGAUUACGAGGUCUCCUUGUUAUGGAAAGAAAACGAACCACAGCUUCAGAACAAUCGGAAAGUCGCGCAAAAGAGAUUGGAAGGCUUGCAACGUCAAUUUGAGCGAGACCCAGAGUGUGAGAAAGAUUAUCGCAAAGCUGUCAGCAAGUAUGUAGAAGACGGAUAUGCGCACAAAGUGGGUGAAGAAGACGACCUCAUAGGACCAAAUCAAUGA